AUGGUCGCCAGGUCGGCAGAGAACGAGCGGACGGGAAACAUCACCAUCAUCGCCUGGCAGAUUGAGGAGAGACGGGAACAGAGGGCCCCUGUUGCUAGGUUACAGCGCGGCGACACCGUCAACGGGAGAAUGGUGCUCCCAGUAGAUGAGAGUCUGACUGAGUCCAUUGGCAUCCGGUCCAAGUCUGCCUCUCUCUGCAAAGACACACUGCUCAAGGCUGUGUUUGGGGGCACCAUGUCUCGUAUGUACCGCUUCCCCACCACGGACGGGAACCACCUGAGGGUUCUGGAGCAGAUGGCCGAGAGCGUGCUCUCUCUACACAUCCCCCGGCAGUUCGUCAAGCUGCUGUUGGAGGAGGAUGCUGUCAGGGUGUGUGAGCUGGAGGAGCUGGGCGAGUUGUCUCCGUGCUGGGAGAACCUGAGGAGAGACAUCAUCACUCAGUACCAGACCAUCAUCCUCACCUACCAGGAGACCAUCAGUGACCUGCACGAAUACAAGGGUCCCUCCUUCAAGUCCAGCACUCUGAAGGCAGAGAAGAAGCUGGAGUUCAUCCCCACCAACCUGCACGUUCAGAGGAUGAGGGUACAGGGAGAGUCUGGCUACGACCGCACGUAUGACGUGGUGACCAUCGGAGCCCCGGCUGCGCACUAUCAGGGUUUCAAAGGCUGCGGCCUCCGCAAGCUGGUGCACAAGCUGGAGGAAGCCAGGAAGCACGCUUAUAAGGAGGAAAGUUCUGGCUCGGGAUCGAAAGCCGUGGCGUACCUACCUCAGGAUGUGGUGAGGGCGAAGGAGCUGAUUGGUCAGAUCAACACCCUGAAGACCCAGGUGUGCUACUACGCUGAGCGCUUGUCCCGCGCGGCCAAGGAACGCUCCGCCAACGCCCUGGAGAGAACCCUCGCCAUCCUCACUGAGAAGACUCGCCAGCUGGUGACUGUGUGUGACUCCAAGCUCCUCUCGUCGGCCAUCUUGGCCCUGGCGGCCGCGCGUCCCGAGGGCAUCACCCCCCAGGGCACGCCCUCGCCCUCCUCCUCCUCCCUCUCGCCCUCCUCCCGCUCCCCGUCCCGCUCGCCCUCGCGCCACUUGCCCUCCCGCCUCUCCACCUCGCCCUCGCGCCACCCCGAGGGCGACAGGGGCAAGCGGACCUCUCUACCGGCCGACUGGCACGAGGAGGACUGGGGGAAGGUGUGGCUGAACGUGGAGAAGAGUCUGGAGUGUGUGAUCCAGAGGGUGGAGCGUCUGCUGCAGAGAGACAGGAUGGAGAGCGACAGCAGCUGUGAGGACGUCUUCCUGGCUGCUGAGGGCCAGCAGGAAGGCAGAACUAAGAAAGGUAUCCUUAGUAACCAGGAAGAGUUCUGGAUACACCCCGGAUGUAAACAGAAGAACUUCCUGUCCCCGUCAACAUGUCCUCUUCCUCUAUCGUCAUCAUCCUCCCAUUGUAACCAGACCCUUGCAUGCCCGCCCCGCCCUAACGGAGACUGCUAUGGCAGUCCUGAGGGGGAAAAACGCUCUCCAGGCGAGUGGAGCGAGGCUCUCUACCCCCUGUUGACCACACUGACGGAGUGUGUGUCCCUGAUGAGCGACAAGGCCAAGAAGUCCAUGGUGUUCCUGCUGAUGCAGGACAACGCCCCCACCAUCGCCAGCAGCCUCACGCUGCAGUACCGCCGGGACGUGGUCUUCUGCCAGACUCUCACAGCCCUGAUCAGCGGCUUCGUGAUCAAGCUGAGGAACUGUCUCUGUGACGACGGGUUCCUAAGGCAGCUGCACACCAUUGGCCUGCUGGUCCAGUACGAGGGCCUGCUCAGCACCUACGGGGAGGAGCUGGCCAUGCUGGAGGACAUGAGUGUGGGCGUGCUGGACCUGCGGAACGUCACAUUUAAGGUUACCCAGGCAACCUCCGGGUUCAGCCCGGACAUGCUUCCCGUCAUCACCGGAAACCGGAACGGCUUCAAUGUCAGGGUUCCGUUGCCGGGGGCGAUGUUUGACGCGUUGCCGCGGGAGAUCCAGAAUGGCAUGCUGCUGCGCGUGCAGCCUGUUCUGUUCAACGUGGGGAUUAACGAGCAACAGACACUCGCUGAGAAGUUUGGAGACACGUCUCUGCAGGAGGCGGUGAACACAGAGAGCAUGGCUCGUCUCAGCUCCUACUACGACCAGUUCAAGGAAGUCCUGCCAGAGGAGAGCCUCCCUCGUACCCGCAGCCAGACCAGUGUUCCUGAGCUGCUGAAGAUGCUGAGCAACAACAUCAACGCCAAGAAGAGCAAGAACGUCGACAUUCUCUGGCAGGCAGCCGAGGCAUGUCGGCGUCUGAACGGCAUGCGCUUCACCAGCUGUAAGAGCGCCAAGGACCGCACGGCCAUGUCUCUGACGCUGGAGCAGUGUCUGGUGCUGCAGCAGGAGCACGCCAUGGCGCCGCAGGUCUUCUCCCAGGCCCUCGACUGCAUGAGGAGUGAGGGCUGCCGGAGAGAGAACACAAUGAAGAAUGUGGGAUGUCGUAAAUAUGCCUUUAACUCCCUCCAACUGAAGGCCUUCCCCAAGCAGUACCGCCCCCCAGAGGGCACGUAUGGGAAAGUAGAGACCUGAUUGGACACUCAAUCUGUCCGUCUCGAAAAAGAACCCAGAGGAGGAAUGGGAACAAGAAUAAAGAAACCCUACACAAAAAAAAUAAAAAUAUCGACACGCAUCUCUUCGUUUAGUGGUCACUGUUAAUAACGUCAUGUUCCAGUGUUACCAGAGGUCGUUUAUCUCUGUGUAGCUCCCUGACUAUUGAACCACAGAGUAUUCUUGGUCUUGAUAGCCAUGCCACAACACACCAAGCACCAACAGAGACAUGGCUUUCUAUCUAGCUUUCACAGUAGCUCAGCGUGCAUCUAAGAUCUUCUGCAAACUCACGACCUCCUCCCAACGACCUCUUAACGUGACGCCAAGGCAUGCAGAGGGUCCGGCCCACGGGCUCACAACCAGAAAUCUUUCUUAAUCUUAAUCGCCAAUCCCUGUUGCUUCUGCCAAAUGACUAUACUAAAGUGAAUCAGAGCCACUGCGCCGAUACUUCAUAAAACAGAAUCAGAUUGGGCCUUAAACCAGCUGAGUCACUAUUAUAUAGAGAAGCCCUUGUUUUAGUUUUAGAGCUCUUAGUCAGUUUACAGUUUCAGUUUUUCAUCAGUUAUUCCUGUUUUUUCUGUUGUGUCUCACAACAAAUCAAGCACAGACGUCUUUGAAAUGUCAAAUGUUUCGAAGCUGAGGAUAUUGCUGUAGGUCAUCCCAUAAAUGUGAAUUAUUUUUGUUGACGUAGUGUGGUUACUGUCAUGAAUCUAGACUUUAGACAGAGGCUUUUGUUGUAAGGUCUGCAGAAGAGACAUUACAGUAGAUUACAGCCAAACAAGAUCAAUGUGGACAAUCUCCUGUCCUCUUGUUACACAUCAAAUGUACCUGUGUCAACCUGCUAGAAGAAUGUAUGGAACAUGAUAGAUCUCGGCUCUCCAAGGGUCUUACAGGAUAGGUUCUGGUCAUCUGAAUCCAAGUUAACAGGACAACGAGGAUUCAGGACAAGAUGUUGAGACGAUGUUAAAACCUGAAGCAAAGGGGAAUGUUCUUUUCCGAAUGCAAGCUGACACGUGACACCUCACAUGCUACGGUAUCGUAGACGGGAAGGUUUUGUGCAUGGUUGAAUACAUGUGUUAGACAGGUCUUUGUGUGACCUCUGUACUGGGGUCAGAUAACAUGUUGACCUUUGGCCAGCAUUCAUAGAUCUAGAUUCUAGAGCACAUGGAAGAUGUAUAGUAGAUCUGACAUGUAGGCUGUUGUGGAGUGAUCUUCACCUAUUAUACCUCAGUUAGGACAAGAUUCUGUCAGUAUCUACACUUGGUCUUUGAUUUGAAAAGUAUCUCACAAUAUAAUUUCACACAGAUUAUGUAUGCUGAUUCACUGAAAACGUUGCCAAAUGCUGAUGCAGUUAUAGUUUAAUCCAUUGAUCGUGUGAAUGGACAACACGUCGGAUGUUUUUGGCGAUAAAAUAUCUUUGCUGUAAAAUGUGCUCUUGUUCUUUACUCUUUCCUGUACCCCUGCUAUUAAAAACUAAAUAAAAUACAUGUUUAUCUUGUGCUAUUUAUCUCUC
Molecule: messenger RNA, 4108 nt
Organism: Osmerus eperlanus (European smelt)
Lineage: Eukaryota; Metazoa; Chordata; Actinopteri; Osmeriformes; Osmeridae
Gene: inpp4aa
Product: inositol polyphosphate-4-phosphatase type I Aa
Exons: 19
Coding region: 1-2577 (858 amino acids)
Cellular component (GO): cytoplasm
Molecular function (GO): phosphatidylinositol-3,4-bisphosphate 4-phosphatase activity
Source: RefSeq, a predicted model, not a curated record